Mauremys reevesii (Reeves's turtle) is the source of this 7457-nucleotide messenger RNA. It is a transcript of the gene CPM, whose product is annotated as carboxypeptidase M. Bases 104 to 1537 code for a protein of 477 amino acids. Gene Ontology annotation, molecular function: metallocarboxypeptidase activity; zinc ion binding. Gene Ontology annotation, biological process: proteolysis. The transcript is spliced from 9 exons. The record is from RefSeq and is a predicted model, not a curated record. Lineage: Eukaryota; Metazoa; Chordata; Testudines; Geoemydidae. Gene Ontology annotation, cellular component: cell surface.
CUGGGAACUAGCUUUUCCUUUUGAGAAGAGGGACUUAGUGGGGAUCGCUCGCUGGCGUGAAAAGGCUCAGCCACGGGCUUGUCAGAACGUUGCAAUCAGCAGGAUGUUUCCAGCGCCGGAGCCUCCCAUUGCCCCGCUCAGCAUUUCAGGCUGGCGGCCACGGCAGGGACCCUUUCUGCUGAGGGCUCAGCUUCCCCCCCGCCAUUUCCUGGAGCAGGAGGCGGGCAGCCUGUGCCUGGCGCUCCUGCUCCCGGUGGUGGCCGGCUUGGAGUUCAGCUAUCACCACAGCGAGCAGCUGGAGACCUUCCUGAAGGAGGUGCACCAGCAGCACCCCUCCAUCACCGCCCUGCGCAGCAUCGGGCGCUCCGUGGCAGGUAGAGACCUGUGGGUUCUUGUUCUGGGAAGGUUUCCAACCCAACAUACCAUUGGCAUACCAGAAUUCAAGUAUAUUGCUAAUAUGCAUGGGGAUGAGACAGUUGGCAGGGAGCUGCUGCUCCAUUUGAUAGACUUCCUGGUGACGAAUGAUAAGAAUGAUCCAGUUGUUACAAGGCUAAUCAAUAGCACGCGGAUUCAUAUCAUGCCAUCAAUGAACCCGGAUGGAUUUGAAGCUACAACAACGCAUGAUUGUUAUUACUCAGAAGGAAGGUUCAAUAAGAAUGGGGAAGAUCUGAAUAGGAAUUUCCCUGAUGUCUUCAACAGUAACAAUGUCACAAUCCAGCCAGAGACUCAAGCAGUGAUAAAUUGGAUACAAAAUGAGACAUUUGUUCUUUCAGCUAAUUUGCAUGGUGGAGCACUGGUUGCCAGUUAUACAUUUGAUAAUGGUAACCCAGCUACUGGCUCUUUACAAGGCUAUAGCAGAUCACGAGAUGAUGAUGUUUUCAUACACCUUGCAAAAACCUACUCUUCCAACCAUGCCAGCAUGUACAAAGGGAAUGAAUGUGGGAAUAAACCAGUCUUUCCAUAUGGCAUUACAAAUGGGUAUGCCUGGUACCAACUGCAAGGUGGGAUGCAGGAUUACAACUACAUCUGGGGACAAUGUUUUGAAAUUACAUUGGAGUUGUCAUGCUGUAAAUAUCCACCAGCAAGUCAACUUCAGGCCUUCUGGAAUGACAACAAAGCUGCUUUGAUUGAAUACAUUAAACAAGUUCAUCUCGGUGUCAAAGGUCAAGUUCUUGACAGGCAUGGACAGCCUAUACCAAAUGUAAUAGUGGAAGCCAAAGGAAAGGAACAUAUCUGUCCUUAUAGAACCAAUCAACAUGGAGAAUAUUACCUUCUCCUCCUGCCUGGAAGCUAUGUGCUUAAUGCUACAAUACCCGGAUCUGGAUCAAUACUAAAGACACUGCUAGUACCAAAUGGUCCUGAAAACUUCAGUGCUUUGAAAUAUGACUUUGUUUUCCCAGAGAUCUCCACCCUAGCAAGAGAUGCUUCAUGCCCUACCAAACCUCUUUAUCAGGAUUUUGAAAGCAUUUCAGCAGCAAUAAAACCUACUUUGCAUUUCUUGGCUUUAAUGACUGUUUUGUAUACAGUUUUCAAAUAAAGCCAAGAAUGAAUUAGGUGAGACUUGAAGACAUUAUCUCUAGCACAUCAGUGCACAAAUGUGUUUUUUAAGAGCUAAAAGCUGUAUUUGCAAAAGAGUGUAUAUUAUUGUAUAAUUGAAACCUAAGAUUUUUUUUAACCAAGUUUACUAUAUUUUUAAAAUGUUGGCUGGACAAUCAAUAAAUGUUUUGACUGUUUAAAUAUACCAGAAUAAUGCUGAAAUCCAUCCCCCUUUCACACGAUCAAGCUUGCAGCAGGUUUGUCUUCACAAGUUGAAGGUAGCUCAGGUGUCUGUCUGCACCCCAGAUAUACCAGACCAAGACCUUUGAUCUUCACCUGAAAACAGGGUCAUCCCCCACACUGUGCAACUCUUCCCAUUAAUUGCCUUCUGAAGUCCAGGUAAGCUCUUCAUUAACACUUGACUCAGUAUGCUUAUAGACUUCUGUUGUAAGAUACACAAUGGUCCACCAGGGAUAUAAGUGUCUCCCACCUCCCUGUCUGGAGAAGUAUGACUCAAGGCACACUAUCUUUGAGUGACCUGCCUUUGACUACAAGGCCUAGUUAGAAUAAUUUUCAGCAUGGAUACAUAACUCCUCAAAUAUUCUCUGUACAGACAUCUCACAAUCACGAUGACCAGUGUGAAACAGGCUUUCAGUAAAGACCUUUCAUGAUCCCUUUUUGGUAAACCCUGGGGAUCCCUGAAUCCAUAUGUGCCUUUCUGUCCUUGGGUCACUAUAACCCUAUAAAACAAAACAAAACAAGUGUCACUUCAAGUUGAAAGCUGAUCUAACAGUCCUCCAGGAACCCCACCUCAUUGAGCCUGAGGCUUUUUUAGUAAUUACCCAGCCAAGUCUAGGCAGGUGUUAAUUCAGUUCAAUAAAAAAACGGAACCCAUAAAUCUUAUCAACCGAUAAAGACAUGGAAGGAAGGCUCUUAAUUAACAACGCUGGCAUCUCCCAUGUUACAUACACUUUUUUGUUAACUUUUGUUACAACAAAGAUGAUUCCUCCUUUUUCAAUCAAUUAUUUUGAGAUUGACUCCUCCCUAGUAAAUCUGAUUAUAUCAAGGGACUUCAGCAAAAUGUUAGACCUGCUUUUGGACAGAUCGAGCAGACUCCACCAUUCCUAAUCCUCCGUGAGGCAGACCAUUAUUGCCCAGACAGGGCUUAAAGGACAUGUGGAGGCAGCAGAACCCUAGAGGUAGAAACAACACCUUUUUCUCACCCUUGCAUUCUCUAUAAUCAGAGUGAAUUCUGUUUGGUAUCAGGUGGCUUUGUAUUUCUUUAACAAUGAAACAACACCUACUAUGAUCUUUGAUCAUGCACCUGUGGUGUUGCUACUCAUCUCCUGAAAUAUAGGGGCUACUGGAAGAUGGAGGUUAAACUCCUCUAUUACUAGACACACAAUUUAAAAAAAAAAAACUUUGUGGAGGAAGAAACACAAUUUUUCUUUGAGACCAAUGACAACCAUUUGAUCUAAGCAAUCUCACUGGAUGCUUUCAAGGCAUACUUAAGGGGAAGAAUAAUAUCCUACUUCUCUCAUAAAAAGAGAGCUAAGCAGGGUGAGCUGGUGAAUUUAAUGUAAAGGCUCAAGCAGGCAGAUCUUAGCUAUGCUGAUUCUCCCUCUUCUGAUAAACUCCAAGAUGACCCAUCUCAGAUAUGAAAUUAAUACAUUAACCUUGACUCAGGCUGAAUUUGCUUUGUUUAGAGUAAAAGAGACAUACUAGGAAUUUAGCAACAAAACUGAUAAACUAAUUCACUGAAAGCUAACAUCCCCUCAAUUCACUUGUCAGAGGCAGAUACUCACCAAUCAAAAAAGUAUUAAUGAACAAUUCUCUAAAUUCUACCAAUGCUCAUAUUUAAAUGAAAAUUCCUGAUUAAUUACUUGACGAAUACACCAACCCCCCCCCAAAAAAAACAACCUGCGACUCCCCCAGCUAACAGAAGAACAAAAAAUUUUGCUUGAUUCCCCUUUACAAACUUCUGAGAGCAUAGCUAUCCUAUGCAACAAGAAAUUGGGUAAGGCCCCAGCCUCGAAGGCUUUCCUGGUGAAUUUUAUGCCCAACUCAAAGACACUCUGGCUCCCAGACUGGCCAAAGUAUACACUGAGGCUUUUUGGUAGAGGUACUCUGCCCUCUUCAGUGAAUGAAGCCCUAAUCUCUGUCAGUUUUAAGCCUGACAAAGAUGCCUAUGAACAUGCUAACUAUUUACUAAUAUCCAUAAUCAACUGAUAUUAAAAUAUUGUCUAGAAUCCUAGUUGGAUGAUUAGAAAAAGUAAUGCGCAUAAUACACCUGGACCAGGUGGGUUUUAUACAAGAGAGACAAGGGUCAGAAAACACUCAACUUAAUGUGCUGUCCUACUAUCAAAACUCCUUAAAACUGACGGCUGUUCUGUUGGUGGAUGUGGAAAAAGCCUUCAAUAGAGCAAAUUGGAGGUAUUUUUUCCUCAUCCUAUAAAAAUAUGGACUUCCUGUCUCUUUCAUUUCCUAGGUUAGACUUCCAUGCUCCAAUCCCAGGUUGCAACCAAUAACUACAUUUCCCCUCUUUUCAGUCUCUAGUCCCACAGUAAUAGACAGGGUUGUCCCCACCUCCUCUCCUUGGAGCUGCAUGCAAUACAAAUCAGAGCACGCUAGGGGAUCCAAGGUAUUACACAUAGGGUCUUAACAGACAAAAAUAUGCUAAUAUACUUUUAUUCAUCACCAACCCCCCCUCAGACCACCUCCAAUAUAUUACAAAACCAUUGAAUUGUUUGGGAAAGUCCCAGGGCACAAAAUUAAUUGGCACAAGUUGGAGACUGUCAGUAUCUCUCAGAAAGGGCAUAAUGUCACCCUCUUAGACAAAACUUUUCGCUGGCAACAGGAGGAAAUCAGCCAGUGGCUUGGGAGUCUGCUUUUCUAGUAAUAUAAAAGAGUCAAAAUUAAUUUUAAUCUUCUUACCACACCAGUAGCUUUGGAUGUACAUAGAUGGCAGGCCCUCCCUCUAUCCCUUUGGGGUAGAGUUUAAUAUAUUAAAGAUGAAUGUCCUUCUAAUGGUUCUAUUUAUGCUUAGCUCCUUGUCAGUUUAUAAUUACCCUUCAGGUAUUUUUUUUUUCAGAAUUAACAUUUGUAAGAUCUUCUUGUGGGGUGUGGGCAACAAGCCCAGAAUAUCUUUUGAGAAAAACCGCAACUGCCUAUCAAAUCAGGAGGCUUUGAGUCUACCCAACUUUAGGCUUUACUAUAUUAGCUUUAAUCUUGAGACAAAUGGCAUAAUGAUUGGCCCUUCAAUGCUCAGGCUCUCCAGCCUGGCUGUACAUGGAGGAAGGAACUGUAGCCCCACCACCACUAGAAUCAAUUCUAAAAUCAGACUUCUUCAGAAAAUGGUAGAAGAAAUCGGACACAAUUCUGACAUCUUGGAAAGCUUGGUAUCUGGUUGCGUCUCAGUUUAAAUAUCAUCUCUUAUUACAUUCAGAGACUUCAAUUUGGAGUCAUUCAAAAAUUUUAAUUGCAUAUAGACGCACUCUAUGGCCUGACUGAAUUUAAAGAAGACGACAUUUUGAGCAUUAAUCACAUAAUUGAAAAUGAUUCCUUCAUGCUCCUUCCUCGUCUUAGGAAGAAAUUCCAACUGGACCCAAAGAAGGAAUGGCAAUAAUUUCAUGCUCUGCAACACCAGUUUGGUUUAGAUACCUUUGCAGCCCCAGAAUCCUUAACUUUGGAGCUUCCUGAAAAAGUUACUGUCUACUUAAGUCAUUGUCUAGUCUGUAUUCCAAACUAUCAGGCAAAUUGGCAAUCAGCACGGACAAUGUUAGAAAGAAAUGGGAAGAUGAGUGAUUAGUUUCCCUUACCAACAUUGAGUGGAAUCAGAUUUCUUCCACUAUACAACCCCAAAUCUAGCAAGCAGUGUUAAGAUAGCUCCAGUAGAAAGUUCUUUGGAGAAUGCAAUAGAUUCCAUAUAGACUUUUCAAGUCCAGAGUACCCAGGUUUGACAAAUGCUGGUGCUGCAAUGCAGCAGGUACUCAACUUACACCAUAUGCUUUGGGAUUGUCCUGCGAGCUGUCUUUUCUGGAUAGAGGUAAAUAUAUGGACCAAUUUCUUUCUGUCCACCAAUGUGGAACUGCAGGCUGGCCACACCAUCCUAACCAAUCCAUCUUGGAAACUGAAGGCCUUUGAAAGAGUAUGGUUGGGUAGAACUUGAUCACAGCCAAACAUCUAGAUCUACAAUGGUGGCAAUCCCAAAUGCACCCACCUAGGGGCCGCAGGGACAGGCCAGCUGCUUUGGGAAGCCAUGCGGAGCCGGGUAGGGAGCCUGCCAGCUUUAUUUUCUUCUUCUUAUAAAUAUAUCUGUUAGUCAAUUGUGAAGAGGUCAGCAACACUUCAGGGAUAUUCCCUGAGCGCAGAAGGUUGACCUUGAGUCUUAACAUAUGCAAUAAUUCGGUCUUUUGGCUGAACAAGUUGCCCCUUCAAAGGGUAAAUCUUCAACAGUGACCUGUUCCUCCACGGGGAACCCUGAAAAGUGAAGCCAGGAUUCCUGUUGCCAUCAAUCUAGAGGCUGCAUUGGCCAUGUCUACUGCAGCCUGGAGAUUAUCUGGCCACCGGCCUACCUUUUUCCGUAAGGGCCUGGAAGUGUGUCUUCCCGUGGAAGCGUCUCUCAAAAAUCUGAAAACUUGGAAUAGUUGACAAAAUUCUACUUUGCCAGUAAUGCUUGAUAAUUGACUAUUUGGAAUUGCAAGCUGGUUGAUUGUGAAUACCUUUCUUCCCAGAAGAUCCAGGUGGUUAGCUUCUUUAUCCAAAGGGGUAAAUCAGCUGUGUAGUUGUCUCCACUUUUCACCAUCAGUUUGCACCACGGAGUUUGGGACAGGAUGAGUGAACAGAAAACUCUGCUCCCUUAGCUAAGAAAAUAUAUAUCUUUCUUUGCUUUUAGAAGUAGGUGCACAUGGUGCUGGAGUGUGCCACACCAUCUUAGCCAGUACUAGGAGAACCUCUAAAAGCAACAAAGAAUCCUGUGGCACCUUAUAGACUAACAGACGUUUUGCAGCAUGAGCUUUCGUGGGUGAAUACCCACUUCUUCGGAUGCAGGAGAACCUCAUUCACUACACUAGGAGCACUACCCUACUAGCCCUGCAUUCUGUAGACUGUCCAGGAGUUGUGUGGUGAUUCCUGGACCUUGUCCACAGGGAUCUGAAGCACCUUAUCAAUGCUCCUUAAUAGCUGCUGGAAUGGUUUGUGAUUAUUAGGCACAACAUAGUAAUGCUGGGGCAACUGCCUUCUCAGGAGAUGAUGAGGAUAGAUCCAAUCCUCAUUCCUCCUCUUCCUUGGGCUCUGGGAGAGCUUGCUCUCUUGAAGAAGAGGGAUAUUGUGUAAUUCUAUACAGGACUGUACCAAUUCUGGCUAAUGUGUAUAAAGAUCCCAUGGUCCUCAAUAUGGCCAGUGAGAAGGGUCCAUUGUAAGGUUUGUUUUGGGGGUUUUCCAUUUUGUUUAAGUGGUUGUUUGCUUCCAUGUUUGAUCCCCUUCUUGUUCAUCAGUUGCUGCCCUUUUUCAGUAAGAGCGGGAAAAUUGUGUCAUGUGACUUGGGAAUAGCCUGCCUAGUAACAGGAGAGCACAAAAGCCUGGCACAACCUGUGAAGCAUGCUGUCUGUCCCACAGGCAGCCCAAUGUCUGCAGAAUAACAUCAAGGAAGAAGAUCAACUCACCUGUUCCCAAGAGUGCUCCUGAUCUUUGUCCAGUCCACGGUGUUCCUGGUUUCUGUCCUUGUCUGUUCUUCUACCAGACAUGGUCCCAAUCCUGUUGUGACAUCCCUGUUCCCCUCCUGGUAUCCCUGGGAAAUGGUGAUGUACAGUUUUACCUGUUUAUCUUGUUGACCCACUUAUAGUUUUGAGGUCCUGGCUUUAUGCCAAUUUGUGUAUUAACUAUUGAGUUAUUUUAAUAAAUUGUAUUGUUAGUACCCAUUA